AUGCCCACCGGAAUAAAUACGAUUGUCCGACAAGUGAAUACAUUCCAAUACGAGACUGUACCUGACUACCAUCUGAUGAAGAACAUUUUCCGUAAUGCAAUUAUACAAGGCAAUUACAAGUCAGAAAAAUUAGAUUGGCUAAAGAACAAGGAAGGAUUAGUAAAGGCCGGCGCGUGUGAAUCUAAAAUAUUUGGUGACAAAUCAGAAAGGUCAGAAAAGGAAGUUAGCAGAAGUGAACGAUCUGAAACUGACGAAUACGAAUUAAGACCUAAAAUUGGUGAUGAACAACGAUCAGUCUUCUUGAUGCCAAAUGUAAAAAAAGCAUCAAAGAAAGGUAAAUAUGCUUAUACCGGUGGAAUUUUACGUAAUAAUUUUAAAAGAGAAAGCCACUGA
Messenger RNA from Thelazia callipaeda (thelaziosis nematode), 393 nucleotides. Lineage: Eukaryota; Metazoa; Nematoda; Chromadorea; Rhabditida; Thelaziidae. The record is from the annotation of a GenBank genome assembly.